This is a messenger RNA of Microthlaspi erraticum, 1347 nucleotides long. NCBI's taxonomy places the organism in Eukaryota, Viridiplantae, Streptophyta, Magnoliopsida, Brassicales, Brassicaceae. The record is from the annotation of a GenBank genome assembly.
AUGAGUACAAGGCUGCAUUCAUCAACCACUUCUACACCAAACAAGAUCAAUUUCUGUAAGGAACAAGAUCUCCACUUUCGCCAAGCCAACAAUGAGUCUUUCUAUGAGGCGCUAGAUCGAUUCAAGGAGUACAUUAGGGACUGCCCUAAUCAUGGUUUCAAUGAGGGAAACCUAUGGAACAUCUUCUAUCGUGGCAUAGACCACAAGUACAAGCUUUCAUUGGACACUGCAAGCAAUGGAAACUUCAUGACCAAGACUGUUGAUGAAGCUAAGGUUCUUAUUGAGAAUCUUGCAGCUAGUGAUUGUAACAACUGUCCUGAUUAUGACCGCUCAAGCCGCACCACUACUAGCUCCCCUGAUUCUUUUCAAAUGACUGAACUCAAGAACAUGAUGGCUCAAGUUCUUAAGGGACAGCUCAAGCAUAUCAAUGCAAUAGAAGGGAUGAGUGAUGCUAAUGAAGAUUCAUCAAGAGAAUGCAUGGGAGAUUUCUCUAAUGAAGCCAAUGAAGAAGAUGUGAACUACAUUGGAAACUAUGGGAACAAGGGAUACAAUCCAAGCUAUCGCCCAAACCCCAACAUGUCUUAUAGAAACCCCAAUGUGGAGAAUCCUCAAGACCAAGUGUAUCCUCCAAGGUAUCCACAACAACAAAGACCUCCUUACCAAUCUCAAGGAAGUCAAUUUCAGCCAAGGCAAGGAUAUGAGCAGAGAUCAUCAUAUCCGCCCAAGGAGCCAUAUGCUUCUUCACCAAAUCAAGCUCCUCCAAACCAACAAGGUGGGAGAUUUGAAGGAAUCCUCCAACAGAUCAUGGAUGGCCAGAAGAGAAACACUAAAGAGAUGUAUGAGAAGAUGGACACUUUGUUCAGCAAUCUCAACACCAAGUAUGAUGCUGUUGCCACUCAUGUGAAGAAACUAGAGACUCAAGUCACUCAAACUAUGGAAGCUGUUAAGAGACAGGAAGCUGAAUCCAAGAAGUCCUUUUGCAACUCAGCCGCCAUAGAAGAAAGAUUUGAAGACCAAGUUCCAGAAUGGAUGCUUUCAAAACCUACUGUUGAUUGCAUGAUUUGGCCUGAAGAGAAUUACCCAGAGAGAGAGUCCAAUCGAGCUAGAAAGAGAAGACUCUUCCCAAAGAUUAUCCCCAAGACAGAUAACUCAGGAAAGUUUGCUGUGCCUUGUAUCAUCAAAGGUAACAUUCUUGAGCAAUCUUUGUGUGACACAGGAGCCAAUGUGAACAUCAUGUCUAAGAGGAUAGCUGACAAGAUAGGCCUCACCAAGAUAGAGCCAUCAUCCAUCUCCAUCAACUAUGCUGAUUCAUUCUCACAAACCCCUAUGGCUUUGUGCCUAAUGUGA